Messenger RNA from Acanthopagrus latus (yellowfin seabream), 1202 nucleotides. It is a transcript of the gene rsph14, whose product is annotated as radial spoke head 14 homolog. The transcript is spliced from 6 exons. The record is from RefSeq and is a predicted model, not a curated record. Bases 106 to 1131 code for a protein of 341 amino acids. Gene Ontology annotation, molecular function: protein binding. Lineage: Eukaryota; Metazoa; Chordata; Actinopteri; Spariformes; Sparidae.
GCGUCAUAACAACGGUUACUAAGCAACGGUGUGUUUACAUGUUGGCUAGCAGACCAGCUAACCCGGAUUAUAACAAUCUAAACCGGGUUGAUUUGAACCGUUUUAAUGCUGAUGGCGGGCGGUGUGACGGACCCCAGCCGGGCUCCGGUGGCCUUCGGCCGGCGGGCGGUACCGCAGCUGUUCGAGGAGCUGCAGCAGCCGGACCAGGACCGGCGGCUCCGGGCCCUGAACUCCCUCUGCGACCUGAUGCACGACCCGGAGCGGAUCCAGCAGACCAUCAGAGCGGGUUUUCUGGAGCAGCUGAAGGUUUUGUUGGAGGAUGAAGAUCCUUCAGUCAGAACAAAAACCUGCGAGCUGCUUCUCAUGCUGAGCUGCAAAUACACAGCCAGCGAGGCCCUGCUCUCCUCCUCCCUCCUCCCUCCUCUGUCUCAGCUGCUGGAUGACUCCUCGUCCUCCUGCAGGAGGAGCGUCCACCGAGUGAUGAAGCAGCUCAGCGUGUGGACCUCAGGUGCCAGCGCUCUGCUGCCUCUGGUUCCUAAACUGAUGCUGAAGCUCAACGAGGAGGAGGACGAGGAGGCGCUGGUGCUGCUCCUGUCCACCGUCAGCUGCUGCUCCAGAGUGGACGUCCUGCCGGCUCUGGCCUCUGACGGAGUCUCGCUGCUCGGCCAAAAACUCUCCCAUCCGUCCCCGAACAUCCGCAGGGAGGCGGCUGCAGCCAUGAUGACCCUCAGUGUGUGUGAGGACGGGAGGCAGCAGGUUUGUGAGCAGGCGUUACUUCCUGUCCUGGUCGGUCUGCUGCGAGAAGACGACAUAGAGGUUCAGAUCCACGCUGCAGGAGUCAUCAUGUACGUCGUGGUCAUCACACCAGGGAAGCUGCAGUGUCUGGACCUGGACGCCAUCCCCGUCUUCCUCGACCUGGUGUCGAAGAAGAAAGAGGAGGAAGAUCGGAGGAGGGUCCUCGUCAUGUACUCCCUGCGGGUUCUGACCGCCCUGGCCGAAGCUCCAGAUGGCCGGCGCCUCCUGCUGGAGCAGCUCCCCCUGCUGGUGGCGAGGAGCGAGGCCACAGAGGAGGACGAGAACAUCCGGCGGGCUGCUCAGACCGCCGUCAGGGUCAUCACCUGGACUCCCUGAUGACCUCUGACCUCCAGAACAGACCAACUGGGUCACAGAUCACAAAGAAAACUAUAAAUGCAUUAACUAUG